AUGGAGGAGUACCUUAGAAAAUGUGAAAGAGUGACAGUACGAAGAAGAGCUAUGGAGGAGGUUAUGCAGCAGUUGAUUUCAAGUAAGAAAAGGAAGUUGUACUCUGAGCUUGAAAAUCAGUACUUUGGCGACGUGAAUUUUCUGGAGAAUUCAGCAUCGCAAGAGGAGUCUGGGAUCUCCGUCUGCACCAAGCAUGACGACGUUGUAAAAGAACGAAAUAUUGAUUUGCACUCCGAGGAAUGUGAAAAUGAAAUUUCCAAGUCCAUUUUCAGUAGAGAGAUGACUCCAACAAGCGAGCUUCGUGGAGAUUCCGAUGAAGUGUUAAUGUAUUCAUCAUCAACGUUAAGAAAAAAGUUACCGAAGACUGUUACCGUUCAUCGGAGGAAACCGACGGCGGGAAAAAUGCCAUCGACUGUGGAAUUGGAGGAGUUCUUUUCAGCUGCAGAAAAGUACGAGCAAAAACAAUUCGCUGAAAAGUACAACUAUGAUAUAGCUUUGGAUGUUCCUUUGGAGGGAAGGUACAAGUGGGAAGUUUGCAAUUUACAGCCAUGA
This is a messenger RNA of Fraxinus pennsylvanica, 552 nucleotides long. The record is from the annotation of a GenBank genome assembly. Lineage: Eukaryota; Viridiplantae; Streptophyta; Magnoliopsida; Lamiales; Oleaceae.